This is a messenger RNA of Callorhinus ursinus (northern fur seal), 1777 nucleotides long. It is a transcript of the gene AIMP1, whose product is annotated as aminoacyl tRNA synthetase complex interacting multifunctional protein 1. Gene Ontology annotation, molecular function: tRNA binding. Lineage: Eukaryota; Metazoa; Chordata; Mammalia; Carnivora; Otariidae. The record is from RefSeq and is a predicted model, not a curated record.
CCUCGUUGGGUCCUUUCUCAGUGCUGUCGUGUGCGGGAGCGUGUUCCCAACUGCUCCGGACUGAGGCUGCCCGGGUGAGGCUCCCCAGGUUGUUGUGUCCACCGAUUCAUGAUUUUCUGCCGUUUCUUGGCAAAAAUGGCAACUAAUGGUGCUGUUCUGAAGAGACUGGAACAGAAGGGUACAGAAGCAGAUCAAAUUAUUGACUAUUUAAAGCAGCAAGUUGCUCUUCUUAAGGAGAAAGCAAUUUUGCAGGCAACUUUAAGAGAAGAGAAGAAACUUCGAGUUGAAAAUGCUAAAUUAAAGAAAGAAAUUGAAGAAUUGAAACAAGAGCUAAUUCAGGCAGAAAUUCAAAAUGGAGUGAAACAAAUACCAUUUCCAUCUGGUACUCUGCUGCAAGCUAAUUCCACAGUUUCUGAAAAUGUGAUACAGUCUAGACCAAUAACAACUAUAACUUCUGGUGCCAAAGAACAGAUAGGAGGAGGAGCGGAAGAAAAGAUGAAAGAGAAAAUUGAAGUGAAAGGAGAGAAAAAGGAGAAAAAACAGCAGUCAGUAGCAGGAAGUGCUGACUCUAAGCCAGUAGAUGUUUCUCAUCUGGAUCUUCGAGUUGGUUGUAUCAUCACGGCCAGAAAACACCCUGAUGCAGAUUCUUUAUAUGUGGAAGAAGUAGAUGUUGGAGAAACAGCCCCAAGAACAGUUGUCAGUGGCCUGGUGAAUCAUGUUCCUCUUGAACAGAUGCAAAAUCGGAUGGUGAUUUUACUAUGUAAUCUGAAACCUGCAAAGAUGAGGGGAGUAGUAUCUCAAGCAAUGGUAAUGUGUGCUAGUUCACCUGAGAAGGUUGAAAUCUUGGCACCUCCUAAUGGGUCUGUUCCUGGAGACAGAAUUGUUUUUGAUGCUUUUCCUGGAGAACCUGACAAGGAGCUGAAUCCUAAGAAGAAGAUUUGGGAGCAGAUCCAGCCUGAUCUCUUUACUAAUGAUGAGUGUGUAGCUACAUACAAAGGAGCUCCCUUUGAGGUGAAAGGGAAGGGAGUGUGUAGGGCUCAAACUAUGACCAACAGUGGAAUAAAAUAAAAUACUUCAUUUACUGAACUACAUUUGAGAAAACUUUAAUAACAAUAAAAAGAAAUAUAUUUGUCACUUGUACCUAAAAUAUAACUGGCUUUAUUGUGUGUUAUUUCUCUUGCAGACUUGACUAGUCUUUUAAUCAGGUAUAUAUUGUUUUUAAUCGGUUAGAGAAACACUACAUUUUUACGUACAGUUUUUGCUCCUUUAUAACAUAGGAAGGAAAUCACCUAUGUUUUGUGAUGAUUUAUUUUUUAGCAGGGAUAUUGGUUAGCAGAUUGUUUUUCUUGAUACAUUUAGAUAACUUGAACUAAAUGAACAUUUAGUUUCCUAUUGGAGGCACAUGGUACAUGAAAUUUUAAGCCCUUGGAUUUUUAGUAUAUUGUGAAUCUGUAUUAUAAAUGUCUUCUCCUCUUCAGAAAUGACAAGUUAGAAUUUUUGUCAAGCUUAUUAACUGGUCAUAUUGUAAUAAUACUGAAAAUGACCAACGGUCAUAAAAGCUAAGAGACGUGCCAUUUGAACAUUAUUGCUAUUGCUUACCAAAGUAAUCAGACCUGUAUAUUUAAGGUGACUUUUUUAAAAGAAUGAAAUUUUCCACUGUGUACUGAACUUUUUCUUUCCAUUUGGCAAAAUAGUAAUAAAUUUCGACUAACUAUAAAGAAGAAAUACAUUGCAAAGUGUUGCCAAUGUAGUUUCCAAUAAAUUGAUAAAAGCAGCA